AUGUCCAAUCCGGAAGAUGCAUUCCAGGAACUUGUCCGUAUCUUCUCGUCUAGAGACAACCAAGUCCUCGAGAUCGAGAUCAUCCCACCAAGCCUAGGCGCUAUGUUUCUCCAAGAUGGAUGUUCACUUGGAAUAACCAAGAAAGCACUAGUGCAGGGCUUCACGGUCGCGCGCCAGCUCUUCUUCGACCAAUUAAUGCCCAUGUCCGAUGAUGACCUGCAAACCACAUUUUCCGAAAACGCCCAGUCCAGAAAUGCAGACUCGGCUAUUACAGAAAUGAUGCUCCUCUUUGACUGUGAGCAUCUCACAGCCUGUAACUGGCGCAAGCGCCGACUGUGGGCAGCCAUGGCGCAGUGCCCUGGUAUUUCAAACCAGACCUCUGCCGCAACAGAGUUGUUAGAAGCCGAGCUCACGCUCAUGUCGAGCUACCAGUGCUCGCCACUACAUCGUCAUACCAAGUCGCCGACACUCUGGCAUCACCGGCUGUGGGUGGUUGUCCAUCUGCUUCAAAAGCGGCAUUGGAGUCCCGAGGAUCUGCUCAAGCUGCAACGGACGGAACUGGAAGUUGUUCUCCGCGCUGGCGAGUUACAUCCCAAGAACUAUUAUGCCUUCAGUUAUAUGCGACAGUUGGAUGUGCUCCUCGCUGCCACGGUGGAGAAGACGACGGGGCAACCAAAGUGGGAAACCCAUCCGGCGCAGUCAGUUGUCGAACGCGUGCCUCUAUCUGCUGAGCAAUGCCCGGACCAACAUCGAGCGAAUGCUCUUGGGAAAGUGGUCAGGUUUGCACUCAACGUUGGAUGGGAAGGCGAGAGUCUUUGGACGUUUGUCGACCAAGCAUCGCGGCUGUUUGUGCUUGGAAGCAUGAUCGAGGAUAUCAUGCUGUCGCACUGCGAUCAAGAAAUCAGAUCUCGUGAUUCCCCAAAGAUCCAGGACAGUCAACGGGAGAAGUCAUGGCAGACCUGGCUGGCCCGGGCGAGAGUAUGUUGGGUCAUGGACGGCCAAGGGCAAGAUAUAUGA
Penicillium mononematosum is the source of this 1017-nucleotide messenger RNA. RefSeq lists its product as uncharacterized. Gene Ontology annotation, cellular component: cytoplasm. Gene Ontology annotation, molecular function: protein prenyltransferase activity. The record is from RefSeq and is a predicted model, not a curated record. Gene Ontology annotation, biological process: protein prenylation. The transcript has 2 exons. The coding region runs from base 1 to 1017 and encodes 338 amino acids. Lineage: Eukaryota; Fungi; Ascomycota; Eurotiomycetes; Eurotiales; Aspergillaceae.